ACUUCCUUGCCCCUCGGCGCGACUCUGCAGCUCCACACCACGAAUCAUUCCACCAAGAUGCAGAUCGAACGGGCCCUAAAACGCCGAAAAAUAAUCUCGGAUCGUAGCUGGGAUAUAUUUCUCAGCUUUCAAUCCGCUCUGUACGUGUUUAGAACCGCAAUUGCCAUCUUCUUCCUCCAUAGUUACCGACGUCAUGACUUCCAUCAAGAUGGAGGGCAAUCCUGCCUUUGAGCGGAUUCCGCCAUGGACCAAGGCCAAGCUCCGACCGCAAGCCAUUGAAAUGAUCCAAAAAGUGUACGACUGGGUCGAGACAGAGUGUGUCCCUGCCGAACCGAUCAUGAAAGCGCAAAUCGAAAAGGAUAGAUGGACAACUCCACCUUUGAUGCACGAGCUGAGGAAAAAGGCGAAGGCAGCUGGUCUUUUCAACAUCUUUCUGCCGAAUCACUUCAAGGAGAGCCCUGGCCUGACGAAUCUCGAGUAUUCGUGCUGCGCGGAGAUCAUGGGUCGUUGCUACUGGGCGGCGCAGACGAUGAACUGCCAUGCCCCAGAAACGGGCAACAUCGAGCUUCUGGCCAAAUACUGCACCGAUGAGCAGAAGGAAAAGUGGCUCAAGCCGCUCAUGAACGGUGAGAUGUCCUCCGCUUACUCGAUGACGGAGCCAGACGUGGCCGCGUCCGAUGCGACCAACAUUGCUUGUCGUAUGGAGAUCACGGACAAGGAGGUCAUCAUCAACGGGCGCAAGCUGUACGGAAACGUGUCCUACAACAAGGAGAUGAAGAUUUUCAUUCUCAUGGGCUGCUCGGAUCCUACGAACCCGAACCCGUGGAAGCGUCACACUACUCUCAUCGUACCCUCCGACGCUCCCGGCCUCACGAUCAAGCGGAACCUCUCUAUCAUGGGCUACGACUGGGCUCCAGAGGGACACGGCGAGUACGUAUACGAGAACGUGCGGGUGCCGAAGGAGAACAUCAUCCUUGGGCCCGGCCGCGCCUUCGAGAUUGCCCAAGGCCGGCUUGGCCCCGGAAGAAUCCACCACUGCAUGCGUCUGAUCGGGCAGACGGAGCGUGCGUACGAGCUGGCCCUCAUCCGGGCCAUCGACCCAAAGAUCAAGCCGCGGGGCAAGCUCAUCGGCGAGUUCGACAGCAACAUCGAGCGCCUCGCGCAGAUGCGCCUGGAGCUGGACCAGAUGCGCCUCGUCGUCCUCAACGCGGCGGACACGAUGGACAUCAUGGGCAACAAGGCUGGAAAGUACGCCAUCGCGCAGAGCAAGAUCCUCGUCCCCAUCCAGGCCGCCAAGAUCAUCGACGAGUGCAUGCAGAUGUACGGCGGCCAGGGCCUCACGCAGCACACCGCCCUGCCCCAGAUGUGGACGUACGCUCGCUUCGUGCGUCUCGCCGACGGGCCGGACGCCGCACACAGACACCAGGUCGGACGCGACGCCCUGAAGACGGCCCCGGCGUUCAAGGAGCGACACGCGGCCUACGUGAAGAGGCACAAGGAGCUGUGCGAGAAAUGGGGCGUGAAGUACGUGCCGUACGGAGGCAUCGAGUACUAAUCCAACAUACCUCUGCAACGGCAAAGUGAAAAACAAAAAACAAACCAAAAAAAAAACACCCCGGCACCAGCGCCGUAAGAGCCGGGGGCAGGGGAAAUUCGAACCACUGCAAAUUUCAUCGCUCUCAUGUAUUAUUUUUUUUUCUCUUUUCAUGAUAUCUUUGCUCUGCCAUACUGCUAAAUCGAACCCCCCCCCCCCCCC
Verruconis gallopava is the source of this 1756-nucleotide messenger RNA. RefSeq lists its product as uncharacterized. Gene Ontology annotation, molecular function: flavin adenine dinucleotide binding; oxidoreductase activity, acting on the CH-CH group of donors. The record is from RefSeq and is a predicted model, not a curated record. NCBI's taxonomy places the organism in Eukaryota, Fungi, Ascomycota, Dothideomycetes, Venturiales, Sympoventuriaceae. The transcript has 2 exons. Bases 194 to 1555 code for a protein of 453 amino acids.